AGAUGGACAACGGACGGAACAGUGACUUACACAGGAAGUAAAGUUUAAUCUGAAGGUUUGCUCAAUUUGACAACAAUACCACAAAACUAUAAUUGUGGAUUAGGUAUUUCAUCUUAAAUUGAUUUAAAACGUAUUUAAGGUCAAAAUGCUGAUCAAGGUUAAGACUCUCACUGGCAAAGAAAUAGAGAUCGACAUUGAGCCCACAGACAAGGUGGAGAGAAUUAAAGAAAGGGUGGAGGAGAAAGAGGGGAUUCCACCUCAACAACAAAGACUCAUCUACAGUGGAAAACAGAUGAACGAUGAGAAGACAGCUGCGGACUACAAGAUCCAGGGAGGCUCAGUGCUGCAUCUGGUCCUGGCGCUAAGAGGAGGGCUAGUCUACCACUGUUCCAGCAUACACCUCAUCGCCUAGUGGGCAGUUUGUCAUCGUCACACCAUGUUGCAACACAGAGCAGCAAUUUGGACUGCUAUAAUUCCUCUGUUUUUGUAACCACCCAUACACUGUUGGAAUUUAAGUAAGUGGGACACAGUGAGAGAGUUUGUUUUUGCUUGUGAAUAAAAGGUGAAAUGUA
Molecule: messenger RNA, 572 nt
Organism: Salvelinus sp. IW2-2015
Lineage: Eukaryota; Metazoa; Chordata; Actinopteri; Salmoniformes; Salmonidae
Product: ubiquitin-like protein NEDD8
Biological process (GO): regulation of proteolysis; modification-dependent protein catabolic process; protein neddylation
Cellular component (GO): cytoplasm; nucleus
Molecular function (GO): ubiquitin protein ligase binding; protein tag activity
Source: RefSeq, a predicted model, not a curated record